This is a messenger RNA of Rhinopithecus roxellana (golden snub-nosed monkey), 774 nucleotides long. It is a transcript of the gene IL4, whose product is annotated as interleukin 4. Gene Ontology annotation, biological process: positive regulation of mast cell degranulation; extrinsic apoptotic signaling pathway in absence of ligand; positive regulation of interleukin-10 production. The transcript has 4 exons. NCBI's taxonomy places the organism in Eukaryota, Metazoa, Chordata, Mammalia, Primates, Cercopithecidae. Bases 225 to 686 code for a protein of 153 amino acids. The record is from RefSeq and is a predicted model, not a curated record. Gene Ontology annotation, cellular component: extracellular region. Gene Ontology annotation, molecular function: growth factor activity; interleukin-4 receptor binding; cytokine activity.
CAUUUUACCUGUUUGUGAGGCAUUUUUUCUCCUGGAAGAGAGGUGCUGAUUGGCCCCAAGUGACUGACAAUCUGGUGUAACGAAAAUUUCCAAUGUAAACUCAUUUUCCCUCGGUUUCAGCAAUUUUAAAUCUAUAUAUAGAGAUAUCUCUGUCAGCAUUGCAUCGUUAGCUUCUCCUGAUAAACUAAUUGUCUCACAUUGUCACUGCAAAUUGACACCUAUUAAUGGGUCUCACCUCCCAACUGCUUCCCCCUCUGUUCUUCCUGCUAGCAUGUGCCGGCAACUUUGUCCACGGACACAACUGCCAUAACGCCUUACGGGAGAUCAUCGAAACUUUGAACAGCCUCACAGAGCAGAAGACUCUGUGCACCGAGUUGACCGUAACGGACAUCCUUGCUGCCUCCAAGAACACAACUGAGAAGGAAACCUUCUGCAGGGCUGCGACUGUGCUCCGGCAGUUCUACAGCCACCAUGAGAAGGACACUCGCUGCCUGGGUGCGACUGCACAGCAGUUCCACAGGCACAAGCAGCUGAUCCGAUUCCUGAAACGGCUGGACAGGAACCUCUGGGGCCUGGCAGGCUUGAACUCCUGUCCUGUGAAGGAAGCCAGCCAGAGUACGUUGGAAGACUUCUUGGAAAGGCUAAAGACGAUCAUGAAAGAGAAAUAUUCAAAGUGUCGGAGCUGAAUAUUUUAAUUUAUGAGUUUUUAAUAGCUUUAUUUUUAAAAUAUUUAUAUAUUUAUAACUCAUCAUAAAAUAAAGUAUAUAUAGAAUC